Leptosomus discolor (cuckoo roller) is the source of this 402-nucleotide messenger RNA. The record is from RefSeq and is a predicted model, not a curated record. NCBI's taxonomy places the organism in Eukaryota, Metazoa, Chordata, Aves, Leptosomiformes, Leptosomidae.
AUUGACUCUUGGUGCAAAGAGAAUAGCUACGUGAUAGCUGGAUAUUACCAGGCAAACGAACGCGUGAAAGAUGCCAGUCCCACCCAGGUGGCGGAGAAGGUGGCCUCCAGAAUUGCAGAGGGCUUUAACGAUACAGCGCUCAUAAUGGUUGACAACGCCAGGUUUACGAUGGAGUGCGUCGAGCCCGCCAUUCACGUGUACGAGCUGCAUGAGAACAAGUGGAGGUGCAAAGACCCGCACGUUGAUUUUUGUGAAGAUUGGAUCGAAGCCCAGAGAAUCGCUGCCUCUCUCUUGGACAGCAAGUCCUACGAGACGCUGGUAGAUUUUGAUAAUCACCUGGAUGAUAUCCGGAACGACUGGACAAACCCAGAGAUCAACAAAGCUGUCCUCCACCUGUGUUAG